Mauremys mutica (yellowpond turtle) is the source of this 2944-nucleotide messenger RNA. It is a transcript of the gene PLSCR1, whose product is annotated as phospholipid scramblase 1. Gene Ontology annotation, molecular function: phospholipid scramblase activity. The coding region runs from base 198 to 1094 and encodes 298 amino acids. Gene Ontology annotation, cellular component: plasma membrane. The transcript is spliced from 9 exons. The record is from RefSeq and is a predicted model, not a curated record. Gene Ontology annotation, biological process: plasma membrane phospholipid scrambling. NCBI's taxonomy places the organism in Eukaryota, Metazoa, Chordata, Testudines, Geoemydidae.
ACUGCCCCUCCUCCGGUCCCCUGCCCAAGAGGGGGCGGGUCUCAGCGGCCGCUCUGCUCCCUCCCGGACCAGCCAGUCGCGGGGUGGAGCAGCCUGUCGGGAGACGGACACAGGGCUGCGGUGCGCUGCGCUGCACGUACCCGGACUCGGACCCGGGACCCGGCUGCGGCUCUGAAGACACACUUGUAAACGGAGCCAUGGAACUACCAAAUAAAGCUGCUGAAUUUCCAAAUUCCGCUUACCCUCCAGGUUAUGCAGGAAAUCAAGUUCCUUAUGGAUAUCCUCAGUACGCACCUCAAACUUUCCAAAAUGCUCCAGGACAAGCUAAUAAUGCCUUCCAGGGUUACCCAGCAGGAGCUCCAUAUGGACCUGGGGGCCUUCCAGUCCAAAAUCAGCCUUCUGGGCCCAGUGGGGCAGCUUGGAUGCCAGCACCUCCUCCCCCUCUCAGCUGUCCACCUGGAUUAGAAUACCUAAGUCAGAUUGACCAGAUAUUAGUUCAUCAGCAAAUUGAGCUUCUGGAAGUUCUUACCGGUUUUGAAACUAACAAUAAAUAUGAAAUCAAAAACAGUUUGGGCCAAAGAGUAUAUUUUGCAGCGGAGGAAAAUGAUUGUUGUACUCGAAAUUGUUGUGGACCAUCACGACCUUUCACCAUGAAGAUCGUUGACAAUAUGGGUCAAGAAGUGAUAACAUUGCAGAGACCUCUCAGAUGCUCUUCAUGCUGUUGUCCUUGCUGCUUGCAAGAGCUUGAAGUUCAGGCCCCUCCAGGUACACCAGUUGGCUACAUAAAACAAAACUGGCACCCCUGUCUGCCUAAAUUUACUGUUCAAAAUGAAGCAAAAAUGGAUGUAUUUAAAAUCAUUGGCCCAUGCGUUGUAUGCAGCUGUUGUGCGGAUAUUAAUUUUGAGGUGAAGACGAUGGAUGAAAGUUCUGUAGUCGGAAGAAUUUCUAAGCAGUGGUCUGGAUUUGUAAGAGAGGCAUUUACAGAUGCUGAUAAUUUUGGAAUCCAGUUUCCACUGGAUCUUGAUGUUAAAAUGAAAGCUGUUAUGGUUGGUGCUUGCUUCCUCAUCGACGUGAUGUGUUUUGAACAUUCUUGAGACUGGUGGUAAUAAUAGAGCUAUCCUCUCCAGUCACCGGAUGCUGGAAGCUAUCUACCCCAAGAUGAUGAUAAAAUAACAAAAUCUUCUAUUUUGAUAUAGUAACAUGAUGGCACAAAGGAUGUGAUGUUGAAUUUUAUAAUAGGUUACAUUUUCAAAGCAAUGCACAGAGAUCUAGUGGUACAACUAUCAGCGAAAGUUACCCAGUUACACUCACUCUCUAUGAACUACCAUGAAAACGUAGGGUCUCAUUUUAUGGGCAAGUGUCUCUCACUGAGUAUCUUGCAUAGCUUGAACUUUAAAUGAUGAGAAGUAUAUCUUCUAAAGUUAGUUACUUUUUUGGUAAGAGGCAAAUUUUACGUGUGAUACUAUAAUACUGUAGUUUUAUCUGUACAUAAUAUUGUGGGAGAUUAAUUUACAACAGAGUCAAAAUAUCUGGUUUUAGGGGAUGUUAUAUUUUGUAGGUAUUAUAUGAAUUGGCAGCAGGAAAUUAAAAGGACAUUAGAGGUUCAAUCUUGUUUGCAUUGAAAUUUAUGGCAAAAAUUCCAGUUGCUUCAGUGGGAGUAAGCACAACCCCUAUGACAGCCUGAACAAGGAAAUGUAUAUACAGAUAGACUUAUGGGGGGGGGGGAUUCAUGUGGCUAAAUACAUCAGUGUUGUUUCAUAGACGCUAACAUCCAACUGCUUCAGUUCCUUUCAUAGCCCAAGAAAGUAGUCAAGGGCUAGGAUUUUCAGAGGAAUUGAGGGUUGGUAUCUAACUCCCUUAGGCUUCUUUGAAAAUCCCAUCCAUUAUCUAAUUAAAUCCUUCUAAAUUUGUUCUGCUACUAUAUUCUUAGUUCUAUUCAGCUGAAUUCUGUCUGUUUAUGCCUGCUAGAACAUUGGCUAAAUAACAGUUUGCUAAGGACCAGACUGUGUUACCUUUACUUGUGUUGACUAACACCUUACCUCACAACUAGCCCUCCUGGACUACUUGUGGAGUGAAGUGCUACUCCAUAUAAAUAAGGGUAUUACGAUCAGACCCUAAAUAACAGCAAACUAAGGACCCUAUUCUGCAGCCCUCCUACUUCUGAGAAACACUUGCUCAUGAUGGUUACGUUAUUAGAAUAUUCCUAAUUCUAUAUGGGGGAUUCAGCUGGCAGCAGAAUAUCCUCUCACAUACAACAUAGGCAAUGGCUUUUCCAUAUAAGGAGAAUAAAGGGCCCAAAUAUCCAAGUUCCUAGCUAGACCGCUGUAUCUAUAUUAGGCUAAUAUCAAGAACAUUUAUUGAACCCAUACAUAUACAAACAGGAAUACAUUUAUUCAUACCAUUCUAACAUAAAUGAUUGAUACAUUUAUUACUACCCAACAUUCUUGGAAGAUAUCAGAGGUAAAAGUUAUCUCUGAUAUAAUGCCCUUGACUUCAACUGAAUUAUAGUAGCCAUGGCUUUAAAGCCUAUGUGUAACCACAAACAGCAUCAUCAAAGCUGUUCUAAGAGACUACUAAAUUACCUAAGAAAUGAGUCUCUACUUAUUUCCUGUGUAUUGCAAAUAGACAAAGAACAGUUCUUUAUGUAACCCCCAAAGAGAUUACAUAGAUUCCUGGAGCUCUGUCUGCUGGCAGCUCAGGGAGGAGGAGCCAAGGCAAACUCAGAGUCUGCCCAGCAACCAAUAGGGAGUGGAGAUGCCCCUCCCAGGGAGUUGAGGAGAGGGAGAAGCCAGUUUGAGGGAGGCUGUGGUGAGCCAGGAAAAAGGCCAAACUGGCUGUGUGGGGAGCUGGUGAGUCCCAGGCCUGCAAGCAGGGUUCCCCCUGAGAACUGGCCUCUAGGGACCUGACACCAGAUCCCCCCACGGAUGAUUCCCAAUUGUUACGC